CACUUACAUUCCAUUCACCUGUCAGCGCGAGAAAACUUCAUUUGUGAGGGUUGGACUGCAAGUGAGGACGACAAAAUAACUUCUGUGAAUCAAAAUGAAGCCAAAAUCUGUAUGGGAAGAUGUAUCAAGAAUAUUUGAGAGUUUAGAAACAUCUAAUAUAACACAAAAUGACAGAGGAGCGAGGUAUCAGCGACAGAUUGACUCAGAUCACAGUGGCGCACCGGCUGCGAACGAAAACCAGUCCACGAAAGGAAACGACACAACAGAAAAAGACAAGUUUUCCAAAGAGGUUCAUUUCGCAUUUCUGCCAGAGAAGUACGAACCUCUGGUGGAGGACGAUGAAGUGAGAGAACAAAUGAAAGAGGAAAAGCGAUUAAAAAAGAAACAAAAGUACAAAAAGUACAGAAAGAAUGUGGGCAAGGCUCUGCGGUUCAGUUGGAAGUGUCUAUUGGCUGGGCUUCAGAGCUUCACCACAGGCUACGCUACACCCCUCUCGGCGGCAGCCAACAUCAUCCCAGAUCUGCAUACAGCACGGUCCCGCAGCUGACCGGACCACUCUCAACCACCUGCAUUCCUGUGUGGGACGACUCCUUUCACUGGACACUGAAACGGGGCCUCAUCCUGCACCAAAAUUGCAAACUGGCUGGUUGUGGAAGCAGAAAGUGUGAUUUGUCAGUCCAUUAUCACAGCUGCUAUAUAAAUUUACUAACAUUGCAGAAAUAAAAUAAUAAGAAGUACAAUACAUUCAUAAGCAAUUUUCUUAAUAUUUUCUUAAUUUUUUUUUUGUAAGUGUUCUA
Megalops cyprinoides (Indo-Pacific tarpon) is the source of this 797-nucleotide messenger RNA. RefSeq lists its product as uncharacterized. The transcript is spliced from 2 exons. Bases 95 to 547 code for a protein of 150 amino acids. NCBI's taxonomy places the organism in Eukaryota, Metazoa, Chordata, Actinopteri, Elopiformes, Megalopidae. The record is from RefSeq and is a predicted model, not a curated record.